Formica exsecta is the source of this 863-nucleotide messenger RNA. RefSeq lists its product as uncharacterized. The transcript has a single exon. The record is from RefSeq and is a predicted model, not a curated record. Bases 9 to 842 code for a protein of 277 amino acids. NCBI's taxonomy places the organism in Eukaryota, Metazoa, Arthropoda, Insecta, Hymenoptera, Formicidae.
ACGAGAAUAUGAAAAAGGUUCUUGGAAAAAUCAAAUAUGAUGAACAUAAAUGGUUCAUAUGCGGUGACUUGAAGAUAACAACUAUACUUCUUGGGCAACAGUUAGGAUACACAAAAAAUCCGUGUUACAUUUGUUUGUGGGAUAGUAGGGCUAGGAAAGAACAUUGGAAUAAAAAAAGUUGGUCUCUGCAUAAGUCUCUCAAGCCAGGAUCAUUCAAUGUUCUUCAGAAACCUCUGGUUGAUCCUAAAAAAAUACUUCUGCCUCCCUUACACAUCAAAUUAGGACUCAUGAAGCAAUUUGUUAAAGCACUUGACAAGAAUGGAAAAUGUUUUCAAUCUCUUCUUAAGAUAUUUCCAUCCUUAUCUGAUGCAAAAAUAAAAGAAGGAGUCUUCAAUGGACCGGAUAUAAGAAAAGUUAUGAAGUUUACGGAAUUUGAAAAUACGAUGACAAAAUAUGAAAAAGCGGCAUGGGUGGACUUUAAAAAUGUUGUGAAAGAAUUUUUAGGGAAUAAGAAGGACGAAAAUUACGAAGCAGUUGUCGAGAAAAUGCUCGAAAGUUUCGAAAAGCUAGGUUGUAACAUGAGUUUGAAAGUCCACUUCCUUCAUUCUCAUUUAAAAUCAUUCCCUGAAAAUCUUGGAGACAUGAGUAAAAAGCAAGGAGAAAGAUUUCAUCAGGACAUAAAAGAGAUGAAACGUAGGUACCAAGGUCGGUGGAAUGUCACUAUGUUGGCCGACUACUGCUGGAAUCUUAAGCGUGAUGAAGUGGGAGUUAGACAUAAAAGAAAGUCUGACACUGGAAACCUGGAACAAAAGAGAAAAAGGUUUCAUAAAUCAAAAGAUUGAAACUAAAAUUUCUCGACUAUG